This is a messenger RNA of Aureobasidium pullulans EXF-150, 1749 nucleotides long. RefSeq names its product seven-hairpin glycosidase. Gene Ontology annotation, biological process: N-glycan processing; carbohydrate metabolic process. Gene Ontology annotation, cellular component: Golgi membrane; endoplasmic reticulum. Gene Ontology annotation, molecular function: calcium ion binding; mannosyl-oligosaccharide 1,2-alpha-mannosidase activity. Bases 1 to 1749 code for a protein of 582 amino acids. Lineage: Eukaryota; Fungi; Ascomycota; Dothideomycetes; Dothideales; Saccotheciaceae. The record is from RefSeq and is a predicted model, not a curated record. The transcript has a single exon.
AUGAAGAGCUACCGGCUCUUGCUAGCCUUUGCUAUCUUCGCUGCCGUCCUCUUCAUUCAUCGAGAUCGUGUCGCAUACGCUGGCUUCAAGUCAUGGAGCGCUUCUUCCAGCCUCGUUUUCGGCGGUCAUGUCGAUUGGAGCCAGGUCCCUAAGCAACAUCCAGUCACGUCUUUGCAUGCUCUACCUACUGGCAAACCGAAGAAGCUGCCCAAGAUCCAAUACAGCUUCCCAACAGAGUCUUCUUCCGAAAAGACGCUUCGUGAAGAACGCCGCCUUGCUGUUCUUGACGCCUUCAAGCGGGCUUGGAACUCGUACAAAGAACAUGCCUGGAUGGCCGAUGAGCUCACUCCAAUCUCUGGCGAGAAAAGAAACACUUUCGCUGGAUGGGCUGCCACUCUAGUCGAUGCACUUGAUACCCUCUGGAUCAUGGGUCUGAAAGCAGAGUUCAACGAAGCCGUGGCUGCAGCAGUCUCCAUCGACUUCGCAUCGACAGCCCAGGAAGAGAUUAAUGUCUUCGAAACCACAAUCCGAUACAUGGGUGGCUUCUUGUCGGCAUACGACCUGAGCGCUGAUGAAAGACUUUUGGUCAAGGCCAAGGAGCUCGGUGAGAUGCUGCUCCAUGCCUUCGAUACUCCAAAUCACAUGCCUAUCACUCGCUGGAAAGUCAUGGACGCUCGCAGAGGAGCUCCUCAAAUUGCUGACCCUGUCACUCUUGUUGCUGAGAUCGGCUCGCUUGUCAUGGAAUUUACCCGCCUUUCACAGAUCACUGGUGAUUCCCGCUGGUUCGAUGCCACCCAUCGUGUUAUGAAGCUCUUUGAAGAACAGCAGUCCAAGACUCAUGUUCCUGGAAUGUGGCCCAUUCUCGUCAACGCCAGAGAAAUGGAUCUCACUUGGCAUACCGACUUCACGCUCGGAGCCAUGUCAGAUUCUGCUUAUGAAUACCUCCCGAAGAUGUAUGCCCUGCUUGGUGGAUUGGAACCAAUGUACGAGAAGAUGUACCGUGACGCCAUGAACGCUGCCAUUCGAUACACGCUCUGGCGACCUAUGACUCCUGACAACGCUGAUAUUCUGAUUGCUGGAAUGGCACAUGUUGAUGCAAAUCACAAAGGUGGACUUGACUUCCAAGGUCAGCAUCUCGUCUGCUUUGCUGGAGGCAUGUUUGCUUUGGGUGGGAAACUGUUCAACGACCAGACUCAUCUUGAGAUGGGCAGGAAGUUGACGGAUGGAUGUAUCUGGACAUACAAAGCCUUGCCUUUGGGAAUCAUGCCGGAAGUUUUCCACAUGGUAGAGUGUCCAACUAACGAGCCUUGUGAAUGGGAUGAAAAAGCGUGGCACAAAGAGGUGUUGAGAAGAAAGGGCGACGAGAAUGCGGACGUGCAGAAGGUCAUCGCCGAAGAGCGUCUCCCACCUGGCUUCUCAAGUCUUGACGAUCGCAGAUACAUUCUCAGACCCGAAGCCAUCGAGAGUGUCUUCAUCCUCUACAGAAUCACUGGACGCAAAGACCUGCAAGAAACUGCAUGGCGAAUGUUCAACGCCAUCCAAGAAAAUACCAAGACAGCAUUGGCCAAUGGCGCGCUGGCAGACGUGUCCAGAGAAGACGGAAAGGUGUCGGUGACUGACAGCAUGGAAAGCUUCUGGCUAGCCGAGACGUUGAAGUACUUCUACCUAAUCUUCAGCGAACCUGAUGUUAUCAGUUUGGAUGACUUCACCUUCAACACGGAGGCCCAUCCUUUCAGGAUCCCAAAGUAA